Messenger RNA from Oncorhynchus gorbuscha (pink salmon), 1167 nucleotides. RefSeq names its product rho-related GTP-binding protein RhoE-like. Gene Ontology annotation, biological process: small GTPase-mediated signal transduction. Bases 1 to 648 code for a protein of 215 amino acids. The transcript is spliced from 5 exons. Gene Ontology annotation, molecular function: GTP binding; GTPase activity. The record is from RefSeq and is a predicted model, not a curated record. Lineage: Eukaryota; Metazoa; Chordata; Actinopteri; Salmoniformes; Salmonidae.
AUGACUGUGUCCGGCGCUGUUGAGAAAUGGUCUCUCAUCACCAAAACAUCUUCAUCUCUAUCACUAUUGGAUUUCCUGUGUGACUUUGAGGCAAAAUCUGUCAAUAUCUGGUUUGGACAGUUCUAUGUGUAUUGUCUUUGUUCUGUUGUUUCAGGGUCUCCAUACUACGACAACGUGAGGCCUCUCUCCUACCCAGACUCAGACGCUGUCCUUAUCUGUUUUGACGUCAGCCGUCCUGACACACUCGACAGCGUAAUAAAGAAGUGGAAAGGGGAGAUCCAGGAGUUCUGUCCCAACACCAAGAUGCUCCUGGUGGGCUGCAAAUCGGACCUGCGCACCGACCUCUCCACUCUGGUGGAGCUGUCCAAUCACAGACAGAUGCCUGUGUCAUAUGAUCAGGGUUCCAACAUGGCCAAGCAGAUCUCAGCCCCCUACAUCGAGUGCUCAGCCCAGCAGUCAGAGAACAGCGUCAGGGACAUUUUCCACGUGGCCACAUUGGCCUGCGUCAACAAGAACAACAAGAACGUCAAACGCAACAAAUCUACCAGAGGCAACAAAAGGAUCUCGCACAUGCCCACUAGGCCCGACCUCGCGGCGGUAGCGUCAGACCUGCGGAAGGACAAAGCAAAGAGUUGCUGUGUCAUGUGACCUGGUGGGCAGGGUCACGACCCUCGGGAGUGGGUUUGCAGGCUGGGAUUGAAGCAUGCAGUGAGGACAGGGGUUAAAGGUCAGAGCAUAGUGCAUUUUGGAACAUUAGAGGGUGAGGCCCUUCCCUUCCUGCACUUUAAAGCCCUUGGCCUGCUGUCCUGGGUGGAGUUUUGUAUAUGCAUCAUACAAUGUAAAUGUAGAUGAAAUCCACCGUAUCAAUGACAACACAAUAGUCUUUCAGUGUAGCCUGUCUAUCUACCAUCCAUCUCCCUUACAUAUCUUUUACCAGAAGAGGAAGCUAUCUCUGCUUUGGGCCAAUUAGCUGCCUUCCUUCCGGCGGCUUCCCGGGAGGUAGUAACACUGUUUCCUCUUAGAGCUGGACGAGGAAGUUGUCAUGGCCUUUCACAGGAAAUUACCAUUUCCACAGGAAGUGAUGUCACGUAGGAAAAGUUGAACGAGUCCCGGACGUUUUUCUAAGGACUUCAGAAAGGAUGUCCACGCAGUACAUGAUGAUUGGCU